UGCCUUUGAAAAUACUUCUGUUUCCUCCUCUGACGAUAAGGUGAAGCAGAUUGAGUGGCUCAUCUGGAAAUGUCUGCACUGAAUCCAUGUGGUGCUGCCUUGUGAGUGGAUAUUAGCAUCUGUAUGCAAGGAUCACAAGAAGUGUCAUGUCCUCUAUAGAUAAACUUCCAUGUAUUCAACUUUAAAAUACAUUUCUUGUGCAUGUCUCAUCUUGAGAACUGUGUUUAAGAGCCUGCUCCCCAAACAGACAAUGGGCUUGCAGCGACCUUUCAACAGACUUCAGUUUUUCCACCUGGUUGCAGACUGACAGCAAGAAUAAGGAGGGAAUCCAUUGCUAAUGUUCAUACAUUUUUUUCCUUCUAACUUUGCAACAUUGUAAUAGUUAAAAGCAGUCCAAAUACAGGUUUCAGUACAUGUAAAUUUGACAUUGUCAGGUGAUGGAAAAUUUGCUUCAUUCUAAUGAUAAAUCUAAGCUUUUUAAAGAUUUUAAAAAUAAUUAAAAUAAUUAAGGCAUUAAGAAAUAAGCAAAGAUAACUGUCCUUCACCUAAGUAAAAGCAUGCAAAUGAGAAUCAAUUUAUCUGAAGAAUAGGUUUGAUGAAUUUCCCAUAUUCUGAACUCUUUUAAGAGAAAGUGAGUUUCAACAUGUACAUUGUUCCCUUGCAUUAAAACAAAAUUAAUUAAACAAGAAGUCAGCAUUUAAAGAGUAAUGCAGGAACACUGCAUUAAAAUUAUCAUAGAAAAACCCCCUUUUUUCUGUUGCAAAUAUUCUUACUAAAUAGUAGAAAAAAGCUAUGUUUUAUUUGUUCACUGAGUAUCUAGUAUAGAGAGUAUAUAGUCCUGCUGGUAGAACAGAAAAAUUGAAACUUUAAAUUAAGACCUGUAAUAACUCAAUAAAUAUAUAAUGAUCACAGUAAAAUGUGUAAAAUUCUAUCAAGCAAAAUCCAAUAACAAGUGCAAAUAUGGCAGAUAAAAUGAUUGUCUGCAGUUAACCUGCAAGCUUCAGGGGAUAAUGAGAGCUUGCAUAUUUAUGUACUUAGCAAGUUUAUAAUUUCUUUCAGCUUUCAUAAUUUUUUUUUUAGUUUUGACUAAAUGUUAUAAUUCCAUGUAUUUAAUCGAGUUAAUUUAGCCUUUAUCAAAUCCCUUAAUGUAUUUUUAUACAGAAGAAGAUAAUCAAGGCUUUUCAUGCAAACCUCUGCACUGGGGUUGUGACACAGAGGGCUCAGAUCUCAAAAAGCAGUUCAUGCUCUUUCAGGAGCUAAGCCAUCCCUUGGUGUCUCUGCUGACCCUCCUCCAAAGCACCAAGAAGUGAAAGCUAGGAGACUGUAGAUGCUUGGAAAAGCUGAGCCUGUGCUCUCAGGGCUCUUAUGCCUGAGCCGAGCCCACUCCAUGGUUGUUGGGUGGAUGGUAGGGAGUUCCUUUUGAGAGGUGCUUCAUGCAGCUGCAAUGUUUAGACUUUAGGGGAAAAAAAAAAAAGAGUGAAGAAAACAAGUUGUUCUACCCGGGAGAGGCUGGCACCACUGGCAGGUAGCCUGCCAAAGCAGUGGCAGCACGAGAAACCUGCCUUCUUCUGCACAGCUUUUGUAUCGGUGAUUGUGGGAAAGUUUUGCAAUCACCGUAAGAAGGAAAUCCAAGGUUUAAAAAACAUGUGGUGAAGUGCUCCACUUCUCGGAGCAGGCAGCACUUUGGCUGUGAUGUUGCACUGGCUCCAAGCCUGGAAGCCCUCGGGCACGGGAAAGAAACAGCCUGACACCGCUCUGACACAAAAGUCAGAUGUUUCACAGAGUUAAUCAUCAGCAAAAUACAAAUCAAUACAGAAUGUAUUUGCUUUAGAGAACUCUGUCUUUCAGCUCCUAUCCUGUCAAGAUUGGGGAAGACCUGUCUAUCAGACCUGGAGAAGGAAAACCAUGGACAGACCAAUCGCUGCUGGCCAGCUUAAAGAAAAAUCACUGUUCCAGGACAGUGAUGGCAGUGCAGUUCCUGCCAAGACUAUGUGCCAUAAUUGUUCAAAGCUAAAGAUAUUUCUUGGAGCUCUAGCUUUUUCCUUUUUUGCCAAAGGAUUUUCUGGAAGCUACAUGAAGAGCAUGUCCAGUCAAAUUGAAAGGAGAUUUGAAAUCUCAUCAUCGAUUUUUGGCAUUAUUGAUGGCAGCUUUGAGAUAGGUAACUUAAUGGUGAUGGUGUUGGUGAGUUACCUUGGACCAAGAGUUCAUCGGCCAAAAAUAAUUGCUGUUGGGUGUCUCAUCAUGUCUGUAGGAGCCUUUUUGUCAGUGAUGCCUCAGUUCCUAACGGGACGUUACAAUUAUGAAAGGAUAACUGUUAGUGUGGACAACUCCUCCACGAGUGUGUCAGCUUGCUCCCCAGUGUCAUCUGAGGGCCUUCCAGUCACAGAUGCUACAGAAACACCCAGCACAAUGAUAAAUGUUGGAUGUGAAAAAACAACAAAUUCCUAUCUGUGGCUCUUUGUGUUGGUGGGGAACCUUUUACGUGGAAUUGGGGAAGCACCAAUUAUGCCACUGGGAGUUUCAUAUAUCGAUGAUUUUUCUAAAGAAGAAAACUCAGCAUUUUACAUAGGCCUGGUGAGAUCCUCGGGCAUGUUUGGGCCGACCCUGGGCUUCCUGCUUGGCUCGUUCUGUGCCAGUCUCUGGGUUGACAUUGGCAUCGUGAACACUGAUGCCAUUAGCAUAAAUCCUAAGGAUACCCGUUGGGUUGGUGCCUGGUGGCUUGGAUUGCUUAUCUGUGGAGCAGUCAACUUCAUUGCUUCAUUGCCUUUCUGGUUUUUGCCCUAUUCCUUACCAAAGGAAGAAGAGAAUGAAAACUUGAAGAUUAGUCACUUGUCUGUUCAAGGAGAUCACUGUAAAAUAGACCCCCCAGCUCAGCCACAGUUAAAGUUCUCAGAGGCAGUAAAAGAUUUCUUGCCAGCACUCAGGAAGCUGUUUGGAAAUUCAAUUUUCGUGGUGUUCAUCUUCCUCACUAUUCUGCAGUACAAUUCCCUUGUUGGGAUGAUAACCUAUGAGACAAAGUUUAUGGAGCAGCAAUUUAAUGUAUCAGUGGCAAAAGCCAUCUUUCUAAUUGGUGUGAUACUUUUACCUAUCACAAUCCUAGGGAUGUUUCUAGGAGGCUUCCUGAUCAAGAAAUUCAAGCUUCACAUAACUGAAAUGGCCAAGUUUGCAUGCAUCACCUUUAUAGUGGCAUAUCUGCUAAACCUCCUGUACUUCACGUGUAACUGUGAGGUGCUCCAGGUGGCUGGUCUGACAGCGCCCUACUCUGGAACGAAGCACCUUUCCUCCAGCAAGCACAUCUACAUGGCCAGUUGCAAUGCUGAGUGCGGCUGCAAGGUGGAUCAGUGGGACCCCGUCUGUGGGGAUAAUGGGAUCACAUACACGACAGCCUGCUUUGCGGGAUGCAAAUCAUCAUCUGGCACGGGAAGGAACAUGGUGUUUCACAAUUGCAGCUGUGUGGAAGGACAAGGGCUCGGGCCUGGCAAUUCAUCUGCAGUUUUGGGACAAUGCCAAAGAGAAAGCUGUACCAAAGCCUUUCCCUAUUUUUUAGCAUUACAGACUGCGUGUGCAUUUAUUUUAGCCUUAGGAGGCACUCCUACAUACAUGAUUAUGUUUAGAUCUGUUUCACCAGACCUGAAAUCCUUUGCUGUAGGGAUAGAAACUUUGGGUGGUAGAGUACUAGGAGGACUCCCAGCCCCUAUUUAUUUUGGUGCCUUGAUAGACGAGACCUGCUUAAAAUGGGGGACAAAAAGCUGUGGGGGAUCUGGAUCUUGCCGAGUGUAUGACACAAAAGAAUUCAGGAAUGUCUAUCUUGGCCUCAUUGCAGGACUACGGGCAGGAUGCUGUCUCUUGUACAUAGUGCUCUCUGUUUUAAUUAUGAAACACUUCAAACCAGAUGGCAAAGAGAUGACAGAUACUAAAAAUGCAGAAAGAUCAACCAGCAAAGAACUAGAUACUGCCAACAAAAGAGAAAUUCUUCCUGGUUUAAGAACCUCAGAGGAGAGUGAGGAAACUUAUAUGUAAAAAGAAACAAGGUCUUUUGUAACUUUGCCUAUGCUUCAGUUUUUCUGAGCACAAAAGGAGUCUAAUUACUGACUUCAACAACUAUUUUACAUUUUGGGAGUUCAAAAAAUAUCCUUGAAACAUUGGCUUUAUAUUUGCUUUACCCAAUUGUCUUCCUUUUCUCAUCUGAAACAACAAUAAGGUGAAAAGGUGUUCAAAAUUUUGGGGCAUUCUCUCAUCCUCUUGCUCUCAGUCCCUUUCUAGACCAACCGUAGGACAAGCCAAAAUUUUUCAAGUGUCAUAAAUUUGAUUAUGAUUGAAAAAUUAAGAAGAAGAAAUCCACAACAAGCUGCUUUGACAUUUUUCACUGAGUUUAUUUUGAGUCCUCUUGCUCUGUAUUUAGUCCUACAGCUCUACAUGGCCAAUCAAGUUUCACUUGGGCUUCUCUGAUGGCCUUUGCUGUGGGGUUCAUGGCCAGAGUUCAUUGUUCCAGAUUCAGUCCCAUGUGCCAUGGCCAGGUGAGACCCCCAGGGCUGUUCAGAGCACCCUCUGAACUCAAACUGCACUACAGCUCUGGGGUUUGGCUUGAAAGUGUUAAACAGUCAAAGUGGAAAGCAAAUGAAGAAAGUGGUGUGUUAAUUUUGCAGCACAUCUCAGUAAUGGGUUUGAGAAAGAUUACUCUGAACUGAUGCAAUAAAGUGAUAGGUGUUUAAGUA
Molecule: messenger RNA, 4715 nt
Organism: Corvus hawaiiensis (hawaiian crow)
Lineage: Eukaryota; Metazoa; Chordata; Aves; Passeriformes; Corvidae
Product: solute carrier organic anion transporter family member 1C1-like
Exons: 16
Coding region: 1906-4020 (704 amino acids)
Biological process (GO): bile acid and bile salt transport; sodium-independent organic anion transport; transmembrane transport
Cellular component (GO): membrane
Molecular function (GO): bile acid transmembrane transporter activity; protein binding
Source: RefSeq, a predicted model, not a curated record